Messenger RNA from Phragmites australis (common reed), 639 nucleotides. RefSeq lists its product as uncharacterized. The record is from RefSeq and is a predicted model, not a curated record. The transcript is spliced from 3 exons. Bases 142 to 639 code for a protein of 165 amino acids. Lineage: Eukaryota; Viridiplantae; Streptophyta; Magnoliopsida; Poales; Poaceae.
UAUUGAUUCUUCCCAGGACGUUUUCAAUUUUUGAUUAAGUCAUAUAUAAUAUAUCACCUACUAAAAUGUAACUUUUACAUAUUCAGAUACCUUGGCAAAUUGAAGUCAUAUGUUCGUAACAGAGCUCAUCCAGAGGGUUCAAUGGCAAAUUCAUAUCAUGCCGAGGAGUGUAUGGUGUUUUGUUCCAGAUAUUUAGAAGGCUUCUCUACAAAACAUAACAAACCAUCGAGGAAUGAUGAGACUCGGGAUGAUCUUGAAUCUAACUUAUGUGACCAUGAAUCCUUAUUGUUUCCCUCAAUAGGAAAACCAUUGGGAAAACCAUCUACAUUCAUUUUAACUGAUUUAGAGAAAUUGCAAGCCCAUCGAUAUGUGCUAUACAACUGUGAAGCUGUCAUCCCUUAUUUCAAGGAAAAUGCUGUUGAUAUCAAAAGGAGAAAUCGUAACCACCGACUAGCUCCUAAAACGAUUGAGCGAAUGCAACAUAAAGAUUUUCCUAAUUGGUUUAGAGAUCAUAUCAUGCAGUUGGAGCAACAGAACGGUAGCGAUAGCAUCAAUGAGGAAAUUAGAUGGUUGGCUCGAGGUCCAUUGGACUCAGCAAGAAGGCAUAGAGCCUUUAAUAUUCGUGGAUACAGAUUUUGA